This is a messenger RNA of Porites evermanni, 14558 nucleotides long. Lineage: Eukaryota; Metazoa; Cnidaria; Anthozoa; Scleractinia; Poritidae. The record is from the annotation of a GenBank genome assembly.
CAAUGGAAAAUACUAACAAGAGAACUCUGACAUUGUUGUCUUCUUUCCAAAUUGUGAUAUCCGUCUUAUUUUUCGUUCUGGGAUUGGUAGACGGACUUGAAAUCCGCUAUAUAUAUAGCUUCGUGUUUUCACCAUGUUGGAUUGUUCCCCUGGUAAGUCAUUGCUUCUGAUUCUUGUCUGUUUUUAAAUUUGUCAAUCACUUGAAUCUCGUCAUGGAUAAAGGUGUUAUUGCCCCUAUUAUGGUACAAGAGAAGAGAAAACCUGAACUUUUUGCCGUGGGAUCUUCACGCUCGUUUCGAUGCGUAUGUUAAUUCAUAAUGAGUGGUCGUCUCGCUUUCACAGUGAUCAAGUCAAACGACAGAAAUUUGCGAAAGCUCAGAAGUUGUUAUUCACUGUUCAAAAUAUGGAAAUUAUAUGCUGUUACAUAUUACAAAUCAUUCUGAAAGUGCACUUUAAUUUUUCUGACUGCCAUUGUCUUGAUGGAUACUGUCGGUGCCAUCUGUCAAUAUUAUACUUUCCGCUUUCACCAAGUCUUUUAUGUUGGGGAAAAUGCAACGAUGGUUACAUUAACUAGUUAUUUUAUACGUAUACAGCCAUGUCACUUGAGUUUCCACAUAAAUGUAACGAAUUCCCACUAAAUACAACACUGAGAAACAUCUCAGAAGUUUGACCGACGCUUAUUCCACACAAUUUCAGCAAUUUCGUUCAUGCGUGAAUUAUUACACCUUAAUUGUUACACGACUGCUGACAUUCCGCUUGUUGGCUUGUUUACGCAUUUGCCUACUACUCCAAUGCUAAGAACGCGAACGACUCCGCACAUAUCCUUAAUAAAAUACUAAAAGCAACCAUGAUGCCGGAUACAAACCUCGAAGAUGACGAUGGCAAUGAAAACCCGAGAAAAACAAUGUUUGUUUAAAGAGCAAAACUACAGCACUGCAAGUAAAAAACCCCUUUCUUUUGUUACCGUCCACAACGUGAAACUUUCUAAUGCGACGUUUUAUUUCAUAGAGGUCGUGACGACAAGGACGACGAAUUGCAUCAAAGUCUCGUUGUAAACCUCUACGUGGCUCUUUAAAUUUAAGUCCAGAAAAAUUCGUUUACAUUUUAUAAUUUAUAUCGACAAAUUGAGCGAUGCUAAAUAAAGGCAAUAGACAGGUUGAAAUGUUAAGGCAAGUUCAUUUUAGUAAUGUAAUAACGUUUCAACUUCACGUUGUCACUGUGUUGUCGUCGGUCAUGGGUUGUCCAAGCUCCUAAUUAAACAUCUUUAGUCAUGGUGCGACAAGUGCUACAUGAAAUCUCCAAUGCAAACGUUUGAUUUUUUUUUUAAGUGAUCUUUAAGGUCACGCCUUUCCUCGUAGGGAAGAAACGCAUGACAGUGCCCAAAGGGAGGUACUAUAGUAUUAAUAGUAAUGUAUGUAAGUAUGAAUUUAAUUCUGUUCUGUGCAUUUACUGUUCAGACUCUUGCAAAUGGCAUCAUGGGCCUUGUUUUAAGCCAAAGCCGUAAAAGAUCAUCAAUUCUGGUAAGAUUAUCUUGAUAAGCACUCGUAGACGUCUGACAGAGAAAACGUAACCUAAAGUUCCGAAAGAGAAGACUUUCCGUAAGCGUCGACCGCCCCCUCUUCCAGGUUCGGCGGGUUGGGAGUACCGUGAGCGCAUCGAGACACCCCUCCCAUGGCUGGAGACUGAGGCUAUCCCCUACCCCCUCCACCACCACCACCACCACAAAACAAAAGUGAGGCACGCUGACAGAUUAGAAAGUGAAGUCCCUCCGAAAGUGCUGAUCGCUUCGUAGAAGAAGAGCAGUGUUAUCGGAAGAAACUGGAACUUGCGCCGCCUUGAAACUUAUUGAAGUGGCAGAUGCUGGAGAGAGCAGAGCAAAACGGCGGUCGUCGCUUUCGAAAAGACGAAACAAGACGAAACAAGUCAAUACGAGGCUGUGUAACAUGUCCCCUACAGGCUAAAUACCUCCCUUCCCCUCCCUCCCCUCCCCAAAUAUUUUUUUUUAUCAGGAAUAAAGGUGUAUUGUAUUCGAGUCCCCCAGAGAAAAAAAAAAUAUACGCAGGAUCCCAUAACCCGGAGUAGUAACUCCCAUGUACUCGUGUCACGGCGUUCUUCCUAACCAUGGCCAGUUUAUUUUUAGAAUGAUUUUGGUGCGAAUUUAAAAUAUUUUGCCAAGUCCCACAAACCAGUCAAAAUAUACAGAACUGAAGAUGGUAUUUUGACCUUUUAAUGACGUUUAGUUCUCCGUAUGCACGCCUUCUUCUUCAAAUGCGGAACCGCUCUAUGUAAAUCUAAAAAUAAACCGGUCCACGAAAACGCCGUGACGUAGGCCUAGUAUGAGAGUUGCACGCUUCAUGUUAUGGGCUCCUAGUAUGUGCCUAUUCAAAAGUGCAACUCAUCCUUCUGAUUACUGAGUCACCCUCUUCAGUAGACUUUAUAAUUUAUUGACUUCAAUUUCAAUUUUUCUUUAGAUCCAUGCUAUUUGGUCGGUUAGCGUGGCAUGUAUUAUCUACGCCGCUAUUACAGUACUCAGGUAUCAGACAUGGGGUGUCGAAUCACUGAAGAUUCAUACUAUUAGACAGAACCGCUACCGCAACAAAAAAUGGUGGUUUGUAGAGAAAAAUGUGAAGCCGGAGUACACUAAGCAGGAAAAUGAUGCAUUUGCUGUAUUUGGCAUCAUCAUUGUGUUGUCUGUCAUUGAAAUUAUCCUGGCUGCUGCUUUGGCAAAAGUCAGCGAUUCAAGCCGCGAGGGGGCUCAACAGCCCACCAUCCCAAUGUACGCUAUGUACUAUCAGGUACGGUAUAAAUGGCAUUGUGAAAUGUGAUCAUACUAUAAAACACACGCGGUUUUUUUUUUUUUUUUGCGUCAUACAUAAGGGGAGAGGGGCAUAGAUAUUGCAGUCGUUUAAAAUCUUCGUAAAAUUUCGUAUGAGUGACAGUGGCCACAAUUACACUGGCCUGGCAGCGGCAAUCUGGAAGAAUUUCGAUCUGGCUUGUAUCUGACGAAAAAUUGGAAGAAAAUAUAAACUUGUAGCUGUACAGUCAGCCUUGCUUUUUUCACCGUUUGCUCACAAAAACACUUUGCUGACUAGAUCCAUUAGAAUCUGGCAUCUUUGUUUUGUACGUCGGCAUUUGCUAUUUAUUUAUAAGAUGUAUUUUAACUGCAUACUACAAAUACUAUUACCAUAUGCUUUGCAACAGCCUUUAUUUACUAAUGUACAGUUUUAAAUCAUUUAAAUUUAACAACGAAUACGCAAACAAACUGAAGAAGAAAUGAAAUCGCGAAGUAACUUUCUUGGUUUCUUUUCCUUCAGCAGCCAGUUGGCCAAGUCAGUGGGCUCCCGGGACAAACCAGUGCAAACAUUGGGUCAGGCGUACGCCCUAUUACAGCCCAGGAUAUACCAGCUCCUUAUCGUCAAAUGUCUCCUCAUUAGAAGUAGAAGACGCUUUUUUGUUCUUUCUUUUUUUGCGGAAAUGCUACUCUCUACUGAAAAUAUGCUUUGCUGCUCCCAUGGCCAAAUCAGUUUCAUUGUUAACUUGAUCUAGUGUAAGCUACCAGUAGUGAUUGUAUUUACCUUUCAUAGAUUGUCAAUAUAGAGAAUUACUUUGCGUUUGCCGUUGAAUACAAUCCUGGACGGAAAGUUCUUGGGAAAGUGAUGCAAUAUUCGUUAUUUCUGGAUACCUUCAUGAAACAGCGCUUUUAUUUUAAAUACCUUUGCAGUUGUCAGGUUGUUAUAGAAUUCAGUGCUUGUUAUAUUUAACAUCUUUUUAUCAAUUACGUUAAAGUUGUAAUAAUUUUAGGUUGUUAUUUUACUCCUUUUUGUAUUGUAAAUGAUUUGUUUUUUGGGGGCUCGUCUGCCUUGACUCUGACGGGAUUUCCCUGAAUAAAUAAAGGUAUUUAACUUUUAUCUUAAAUAUAUAUCUGCCAAGGCGAGAUUUUGCUUUGAAAAUAAAAAAGUACUUCUUAAACUGCCUUGGUACUGAGAGCGGAGCCAUAGAAAUGCUAGAAAAAACUGAUUGACAAGUGGUACCAGAGUGAAACCGGUGCACUUUCUCCGCACUGCACCACGUUAAAUGAGAGACGAGUCAACCUUUGUAAGGUCUACGUUGAAAGACAACAGAACGAAAACCACCCGUUACACUUAAAUCUCCCUAAAGUGGGGGAAGUUCAGCAUACAUAUUUAUCAUCUGAGGUCAGGCUCUAACUACCGCUUGCGCCUGAUUUGUACCAAGCGCACUCAAGAUGAGCGCAGUGAAAAUUACAAAUUAAUUACAUGUACGUAGUCCGUUGUGACCAUUGUAUUGUGUAUUACCGGUAGCAUUGCCGGAUCCAGACCUUUAGAUAAGGGGGGAGCCCGGUCAUCCAGAACCUUAAAUAAGGGGGAGAGGGGCCGGUCUCCAAAACUUUUUUUCGGCCCUUCGGGCCUCAGUUUUCUCUAAAUAUAAUGGAGGCCGGGCCCCCCGGGCCUUCCCCUGGAUAGGCUACUGGGUAGCCCAGGGCGAUGCCUCCCCGUACAGUCCAUAAUAGUGAGUCUCCCUGGGCGUAUGACGAAAGGGAAGAAUGCUUUUCGGCAAACAUCAGAACUCUAUCCCCCCACCCACCCACCCCCGCUCCUUCCCCCGAUGUAUUUGUGUCAACGUGCUAAAGUGUGAGUUUCCACUGAUUUAGGACCGGCGGUUUUGUCGGCUUAAUUUAAAUUUCAGGUCACUUAUUCCGCCGUUUAGUGUAACAUUUGUGACCGUUAUUGUAGUUUAAGUAUCGUCGUUGACUGUUCGGAUAUAUCUUCAUCGUCAGGUAUGUGUGUGUGUUUUGAUUUCCUUUAGUAUAUUUCUUUAGUUUUUUUGGUGUACCUUUUCUUUUUUUCUCAUUUUGACGUCUGCACUGGAACAUGUAGUUUGCUUGGGCGAGUUGCGUUUGUUUCAAGUGAACAAGAGCCCUUGAGCAAAUGUAUUUCCAGUAGGGGUAGCUAACUUUGGUAAAGCUAUCUAUCGGUCCCUAGAAAGGUCAACCCAGGACACCCGGGAUGGAUUUUUUUCGUACAGUGCCCAGGCCUCAUUUUCUUGGCAGCGCGUUGAUCUGUCCCGGCUACUUCGGCGAGCAUACUCUUGGCCUUUUUGGAUUACAUCCUUCGAGUUUGUCAAAGUCUGCGGGAUUCGUUUUUCUAUCUGGGAAAGCUUCAUUGGUUUCUAUAUCUGCUGCUAUCCUAUUACUUCGAUCCUGGCAUGUUUAUUUUCUGUUGGAAUUCGAAUUUCGUGGAAAAAGUUCUGUUGAAUGAGAGCAUGGCGGCGAAGAUCGCAUCUCUUGUCUCCCACCUUGUAUAUUAUUUUUGUAUAUAGAGUGAAUUUGAACAAAUUAUCACGAAACUUCGUUGGAGCAUUAAGGACAACAACAACUAACUGCAGAGUAAGUUUCAUUGAUCUUUAUUUAGUAUUUCCUAGAAAUUUUACGAUCGUAUUUUCACCCCAAAUAAACACUGAAAUUCUACUGGAACGGUACUGUGGUAUUAUCACAGAGCCUGGGUUACCUGUGGAAAUAAUUGUUUGUGAGGCUUAACUGGUCGGGUGUUGUAAACUUUCAUUGUAUGUAAAUGAGUCUUGUGAUAAGCAUGCGGUGUAUUUUUGGCGAUGAUUGAAAGGACGCGCCAUGAUCUCAUCACGUUUUUUAUCUCUGGCAAUGAUGUUAUUUCUCUCGAUUCGAGGCCCUUGAAUUUUCGUGUAACUAUACUCGCGUAUAGCCUGCGACCGCGGAUCUAUUUCCGGUCGUCGCUAACACGCGUAUUAAUUCAAUUCAGAAAGAAAUCGUCGAAUACGAUAUAAAAAGUAAAUAUCCUGAAGAAUCCUCGGCCGUCGAUAAGGUAGGAAGUGAAAAAUUUUUCGGAAGUCAAUCCUGUUCCGUGUAGAAUCGCCUCCUCCUUUCUUAUCUAAUCUCCAAGCAAGCGAGACUUUUACCGCAUUUAAGAGCGUUGUCACUUGCCGUUGUCACUGUGUUGUCGUCGAUGGUUGUCCAAGCUCCUAAUUUAUUAUACAUAGUUAAACAUCUGUCCUAAUGGUUCGACCAGUGCUACAUAAAAUCUCCAUUGCAAACGAUUGAUAUUUUUUAAAAUGAUCUUUAACGUCACGCCUUCCUUCGUAGGGAAGGAAUGCGUGACAAAGUGCAAAGAGUACCUCUCCGUGGAAGGCUACCAACAACAUUCGCUAUGGCUCAUGCAAAGUCAAUGAUAGUGCUACAUGAUAAAUUUUCCUCUAUGAUCUUCAUAUACAUGUGAUCUAAUAACUCUCGUUCGAUAUAUCAGAAUUCUAACAUGACUCCAAGGCUUUUUGGUCGUAUAGGACAGUCACACUGACGUCACCUAUUGUAAUAUUAAUGUGCCAACCAGGGCCCGGUUGCAUAAAACGCCCGUAACAAUUACGGGUGGUAUAAGUAAGUAAAUACUUGUAACUUAAGGGAGUUACAUUAAAUUACUUAAGUAGCUGUACUUACGAUUUUCGUAAGUGUUCACUUCAGUGUUGUUUAUGCAACCGAUGUACUUUUUAAAAGUCUGCUGACACUUUAAAGCCGUCGUUAAGAAAAAGAAAAGAACAACAAACAUUUCCAGUGGAUACUGAAGGAAAAUAACGAUUGCAUACAAACUUAAUUUGACACUUUACACUCACCGAUGGUUAACUUUUAAAAAUAGAGUGAGUCACAUUCAUAAAUUAAAGUACUUUAACAAAGUUACAGGUCACCAAGCAAAGCGUAUACUUCUAUUCAAAUAUCCCAGAAUGUCCUUUGUCCAAGUCCCGAGGAACAAAAACCUGUUUGCUUGCUUACAAUCUUAACUGUGUCCGGAUCGUUCAUUAUCAACUUUUUGACUUGCAUAAGUACGCCGUUGUUCAGACGUCGAUCUUGCUUCGUGAUUCCUUCUAGGUAUUUCUUUGAAGUCUUCAAAGGGCGGGAAAUAUAUGCUACGAAGUCUGCAAUGCCACGCACAGUUAAUAGCAAAUUCAAUCUUAUUACAUGCUGAGUACCUCUCUAAGGAGCGCUUUUGUAACAGGAAUUUGUGAAAAGCUGGGCUAGCCGACAUUUUGACAAAAGUGGAGAAGGGGGAAGGGCGGCCGCAGGAUGCUGAUCUUCACAAAGUUUGGUCAUUUGGAGGGACCAGAUGGUCAUACUGAUCAUAUGCCUCUUGCCCCGGCGUGCCCAAUCGAUGGAAAUCGAUCAUGAUCGGAAACCAAUCGAUAUCAUUUGAGUGUAAUCGAUAAUAAUGAAUCGAUUGGUUUCCACAAUCGAUGAAAAUCGAUACGCACAAUGAAAAUCCUCUUAAUUUCAUCGAUUUUAAUUAAUCAGCCUUAAUAACUGAACGAUUUGCCCCGGGUUUAAGCGGCUACGUUACGCAUCCGUACGCGUGGACCCGAGUCAGUCUUGCCUAAGUCUUGCGAGUCGUCAACUGACGGGCGAAAUGAACGUUUUAUUAAUCGAGCCUGUAGUGAAGAGCUAUCACCAGUGCCCAUUUACAGUAAGGACGGGUGAAUCAUUUGUUCUCGAGAAAAAAUCGGCGCCCGAGGAGAGGCACUCCGAGUUGUGAACUCGAAGGGACAACUGGGACAUAUUCAAAAAGAGCUUGUGACAAUUCAUCUAUGGCCGCUAUUAAAAGGGUGUUGGCCACGUAUUAUGGUUUUCAACUGAUCAGACUUUCGAAGAGAGUUUUCAACACACUUUCAACCAAGUUUUUCGUAGUUUCGCCACAUGUGAAGGAAAGGUAGCAACUGAACGACAAAUCUCUUUUAAGAAAGAGAGAAAAUUACAACAGGUAAGAAUUCAUUUACUAAUAAGUAGCUCAAACGUAUCCGAAAUCAUUAUUAAACGAUUACCACUGACAAUCGAUAUAAUCGAUGAAAAUCAAUGAAAAUCGAUACUCUUUUUCGAUCUCGAUUUUUAUGGAUUUUCGAUAUUAAUCGAUUAGUUACUAUCGAUUAUAAUCGAUUACAAUUGAUUUUAUCGAUUGGGCACGCCGGGCUCUUAUGUUGUUGUUAUGUAGUUUUUGUGAUGUGAUGAUUACUCGUAGGGAAAUAAAACAAGAAAUCGCACUGAGAUUCAGCGAUUAAUAAUUCAUUUCUAUAUUAUCGUUAUCAUUAUCAUUAUCAUUAUCAUUAUCAUUAUCGUUGUGGUUAUCGUUAUCGUUAUCGUUAUCGUUUUCGUUAUCGCUAUAGUUUUCGUUUUCGUUUUCGCUAUUGUUAUCGUUAUCGUUAUCAUCAUCAUUCUCCUCAGCCUUGAAGACAAGUCUGAUACUUUCUACAGUAGAAGCUCUCGUAAGUGGACACCCCGGAGACGAAAAAAAUUGUCCGUUACUGGAGCUGCAAAUUUUAAAAUUAAAACAGUAAACGGACCUGGAGCUGGCCGCUUAAGAGAACUGAUGAUCUCAUAAGUGGCUAGUAGAGAUAUAAGGGUUAAAUGGUCGCUUACGGGAGCUUGCUCAACUACAAAUAAACAUUGGAAAUGCAAAAAAAACUGUUUCUUGGUAUUUGGCUAUACUGUUGUUUUCACAAUGUCUUAAUUCAGUCACAAGCAUAAAAUUCAAGUGAUGUUUUGAAGUGCCCGGACAUGUUGGUGAAAAAAGAAAACAAAAGAAAACACUGAAUCUGAUAUAAAUUCAUCGUGAUGAACAGCGAGAUGAAAUACAAGUUUCAGAGGGAAAUGCGGGGACGGAAGUCACAGCUGAAGUCAGAAGUAGUAAGUUGGAAGUUAAAAAUGGGAAGUGGGAAGUCGGUAGAUCCUUUUGCAUUUUGAGUUAGAAUUCAUUUCAGAUGGUAGCUUAAAGGGAUUUAAAUACAAAGCUAAAAUUUAACUCGUAAACCUUGAAAGUGACCGCGGCCACCUACGGUUAAGUUAAUUAUAAUUCUUACUAUGGGGGGUUUUUUUUGCCCAUAUACAAAAUUCUCCUCAAAGGUUCGAGUUAGGAAAAAAGAUAUCAAAGAGCGCUAAAGGUUGGUUUUCACUAGCGACAGAGUCGGAGUCGUUAUCAGAAGCGUAGCGCUAGCCUUAUGAUCUAGUGAAAACAGCGUUCCGAUUCCGCUUACGACUUUGUCGCUUACGUUCCGCUUAUGAUCUACUGAAAACCAGAUGGUCGGAGUCGGAAGCAGAAGGGGAAAAACUAAACCAAUCACAAAGCGUGGAAACGUGCAUUGCGAUUGGUUUAGUUCUUCUUCUGGCUUUCAGUAGAUCAUAAGUACAACGUAAGCAACGGAGUCUGUAGAAAUGGAAAGAAAUGGAAAAUGAUUCUUCUGAUUCCGAUUCCGUCGCGCUUAUGACUCCGCUAACGAUAACAUGUUUUUUGGUGAUUUCUACAGGCAAAAAUGGGCUCAACUAGUACACGUUUCAAUCCAUGAAAGAUGACAGAAAACAGUUUCAUUUCUAAAUAUAGUCUCAAUUAACAAAACUGGUCCAUUAUUGUCAGAAUUCAGUUCCUGCAAAGACACAGUUUAACUUUUAAGAAAGAAAGCAGAUAGCUUAACAGCUGUAACUGUAAGAUAAUAUGCGUAUGACGUCCUCGUUUUUAAUAGUAUUCAACAAACACUUCCUUGUGCUGCAAGCAAACUACCCUUUCCAAUCAAGCUUCGAUUCCUCAUUUGUUAAUUUGCAACUGCCAUGGAAAAUACUAACAAGAGAACCCUGACAUUGUUAUCUUCUUUCCAAAUUGUGAUAUCCGUCUGUUUUUUCGUUCUGGGAUUAGUGGACGGACUUGAAAUCCGCUAUAGAUAUGUUAGCCUCGUGUUUUCGCCAUGUUGGAUUGUUCCGCUGGUAAGUUAGUGCUUCUGAUUCCUGUCUGUUUUUACAUUUGUCAAUGACUUAACUCUUUGUAAGAUUAUAUCUCGUCAUGGAUAAAAGUGUUACUACUCGAAUGAUGGUACAAGAGAAGAGAAAACCUUCCGAACUUUUUGCCGUGGGAUCUUCACGCUUAUUUCGAUGUGUAUGUUUAUUCAUUAGGAGUGGUCGUCUCGUUUUCGCAUGUACUGUGAUCAGGUCAAACGACAGAACUUUGCGAAAGCUCAUAGUUGUUAUUCACUCGGUUCAAAAUGUGGAGAUAAUAUGCUGUUAAAUUACAAAUCAUUCUGAAAAUUCACUUAAAAAGUUCUAAGUUUUUCACUGCCAAUGUCUCGAUGGAUAGUGUCGGACCAUCUGUCAAUAUUAGGGCGGAUAAAGGUUGAGCGGUGAAACGAACACUCCGCUCUUUCUUAAUGUGCGGUGCGGAGUAGGACUGGCACGAGCGCUCUUUCCGAGCUUCCGGUGCACCUGUUGGCCCGCGAAAUUUUUUUUUUGGCAAACCGGAAAUCCUAUUCUAUUUCUGUAAUUUCAGGCUACAUUGUUAAAAACAAAAAUUUGUUUCAUAACAGUAUUAAUAAACAGUUUCAUAUGUUUAUGUCUGUAUGCCCUACAAGUCAAACUUGUUGGUCGUAUAAUGCCAAAAUUUGAGUUUAAUUUGAAAGUGUUGAAUGCCUCCUCCUUCCACUAAAUAUGACGUAAUCGUCUUUCGCCGUUUACAAGAGCUUAACACUUCUUAACUUUAAUUUUUACAUGUGUCAAAGGGAGAAAAAUUCUAUAUAACAUAACAAAAAAUCAGCUCGAUACAUUUGGAUAUAGUGGCGUUGUACUACUACAAACUUUGUUUCUCGGGUGCAACGCGCCAUGGCGAUUCGCGCAAUGCGUAGCGAAUCCGGCAACCGCAUGAGAACAAAAUUUAUUGAAAGUAAAUUGUACGGUUUUUUUUCCGUUUUCUCUCGUAAACAAAAAAAGUAAACAGUAAAAACUGAGGAGAAACUAAUUUUGAAGUUCCGAAGAAACAGAAAAACGUAUGAGAAGUUUUGUCAAAAUAAAGGGAAGCGUGAUGUUGAUUUCAAUUAAUUAAGCAUAAUUAACCUUGCAGGAGUUGUACGAAUUUAUAAAAGACACGUCAUGUGGUUAUGAAACGCCAUCUGCUGUCUUUUAAUACUUUUGCCAUGGAUGAGGUUUUGCUUCGUGUUUUAGACAGUUUUUAGUUUCUUUUGGAAGAACAUCGACAUCGGCGAGUACCAGAACGGAAAUAUUUAAAUUGGUAAGGAGGCCGGUCAUGGAAGAAACCAGAGAAGCCAUUUUAAUCAGCAACUCAUAAUUUGAUCCCAGUCCACUUCAUCACACCUUUUUGCACGGACGCGCUUGUUUCACCGCCCAACCUUUGUCCGCCCUGGUCAAUAUUAUACUUUUCCGCUUUGCACUAGGUGUUUUCAGCGAAAGGCCGAAAGGCUCAGAAGUUUGACCGACGCCGUUAUUAUUUGGAUUAUUCCACAAAUUUCAGCAAUUCCUUUCGUGCGUGAAGUAUUACACCUUGUGUACAUGACGUACCCUGCGAGCAGAGUCCGCUGAGUAGUUGGCUUGUUUGCGCAUGCCAACGUCUCCAAUAUGAAGGACUCGAACGACUCCGCAAAUAUAAUACUAAAAGCAACCAUGAUGCCGGAAAGAAACCUCUUCUCGAAGGGUAUACACGAUGACGAUGGCAAUAAGAACGAGAGAAAACAAUGUUUGUUUAAAGAGCAAAACUACAGCACUGCAAGUGAAUAACACUUUUUUUUCGUUACCAUCUACAACGUAAAACAUUGUGUUGCGACGUUUUAUGUUAUAGAUGACGUGACGACACGGAAGAUGAAUUUCCUGUCUCGUUUUCGUCUACAUUUAAUAAUUUAUAUUGACAAAUUGAGCGAAGCUAAAUAAAGGCGAUAGACAGGUUCAAAUAAGGCUAGUGUAGUUUAGUAACCUUUUCACUUCCCUUUGUCACUGUGUUGUUGUUGGUUGUUGUCAAAGCUCCUAAUUUAUUGGCUUGACGUAGUUAAACAUCUUUAGACAUGGUUCGACUAGUGCUACAUGAAAUCUCCAAUGUCCGCAUUCUUUGCAUUAACACUAACCUCAUCUAAAAGUUAGCAUUCUAAAAAGUCAGCGUAAGCACGUACGUGCAGUUUUUAUGCCACAGGGCCCAAAAGCGCACUGGUUCUUGUAACAAACCUCUUUUCAUUCACUCGUUACAAGUUUAAAUAAGCAGUGACAACACUUGUAUUUAUCUUUGGUUUGGUCUUCUUGGUGUCUCUUCUGGGAAUAACAGAGAACAAUAUAAUAGAAAGCAAGUUAGAAUUUUGAUGUAGAUCGAACGCUGGAUAAUAUACGUUUAUUUCAUUUUUUUAUAAUUUUGGCUUAUAGUACAUACAGCUGUUCACAUUUCUACUUUGGGGUGAUUUUUAAUGUAUAUGUCAAUAGGAGCUGAUUUUGUUAACAGUGUCCCAAUUUAGCAUUUUAGCUAAAUCUUUGAUUCUCCGACGAAAUACUCAUAUGCAUAUAAAAAUAAUGUAGUAUUUAGGUAUGCAAAUUUAAUUUUGUUCUGUGCGUUUACUGUUCAGACUCUUGCAAAUGGCAUCUUGGGACUUCUUUUAAGCGAAAGCCGUAAAAGAUCGCCAAACCUGGUAAGAUUUACUCGAUAAACACUCGUAGACGUCUGACAGAGGAAAACGUAACCUAAAAUUCCGAAAGAGAAGACUUUCCCCUCUCCCCUCUCCAAGGCUUGGCCGGUUAGGAGGUACCCUGGGCGCAUCGAGACACCCUUCCCACGGCUGAAGACUGAGCCUACCCCCUCCCCACUCGACCACCACCACCUCAAAACAAAAGUAACAACAACAACAGGUGAGGCAAGCUAACGGAUUAGAAAGUGAAGUCCCUCCGAAAACAUUGAUCGCCUCGUAGAAGAAGAGCAAAAUUAUUGGAGGAAACUGGAACUUGCGCCGCCUUGAAACUUAUUGAAGUGGCAGAUACUGGAGAGAGCAAAGCAAAACGGCUGUCGUCGCUUUCGAAAGGACUGAACAAGACGAAACAAGUCAAUACGAGGCUGUGUAAAAUGUCCCCUUCAGGCUAAAUACUUCCCUUCCGCUCCUCACAAUAUCUUUAUCAGGAAUAAAGGGGUCCUGUAUUCAAGUCCCCCAGAGAAAAAAAUAUAUGCAGGAUCCCAUAACCCGGAGUAAGUAACUUCCAUGUACUCGUGUCAUGGCGUUCUUACUAAGCAUGGCCAGUUUAUUUUUAGAACGAUUUUGGCGCGAAUUUGGAGUAUUUUGCCAAGUGCCACAAACCAGUCAAAACCUACAGAACUGAAAAUGGUAUUUUGACCUUUCAAUGAAGUUUCGGUCUCCUUAUGCACGCCUUAUUCUUCAAAUGCGGAGAACCGCUCUAUGUCAAUCUAAAAAUAAACCGGUCCGUGCAAUUGCCGUGACGUAGGCCUAGUGUGAGAGUUGCUAGCUCCAUGUUAUGGGCCCCUGGUAUGUGCCUAUUCAAAAGUGCAACUUUUCCUUCUGAUUAACAUACCUGAGUCAUCUCUUCAGUAGACUUAAUAAUUUAUUGAUUUCAAUUUCUUUAGAUCCAUGCUAUUUGGUCGGUUAGCAUGGCAUGUAUUAUCUACUCCGCUAUUACAGUACUCAGGUAUCAGGACUGGGGUGUCGAAUCACUGACGAUUCUUGCUAUUAGUCAGAACUCACGCUACGACCGCGACGACAAAUGGUGGUUUGUAAAGAAAAACGACGAGCCGAAAUACACUGAGCAGGAAAAUAAGGCACUUGCUCUAUUUAGCAUCAUCAUUGUGUUGUCUGUCAUUGAAAUUAUCCUGGCUGCUGCUUUGGCAAAAGUCAGCGAUUCAAGCCACAAGGGAGCUCAACAGCCCACCAUCCCAAUGUACGCUAUAUACUAUCAGGUACGGCAAUAAUGGCAUUGUGACAUGUACUCAUACAAUGAAACACAUCGUUCUUUUUCUUCGUCUAACUAUUACACUUACGCCAUAAAUGGGCGGGGGGUGGGUUUGUAUGAGUGGGUCAGUUCAAUUUAUCCAGUUACAGCGGCCACAAUUACACUGACCUGGCAGCAGCAACUUGGAAGAAUUUCGAUCUGGCCUGUAUCUGACGAAAUAUUGAAAGAAAAUGUAAACUUAUAGCCUUGCUUUUUUCACUGUUUGUUCCCAAAACAUUUUGCUGUCUAGAUCCAUUAGGAUCUGACAUCUUCGUUUUGUACGUUGGCAUUUGCUAGUUAUUUACAAGAUAUUCUUUUACUGCAUCGUAGAAUUUAACUUCGAAAUAUUAGCUCACGAUACUAUAUGUUUUGCAACCGCCUUCAUUUAGUAAUGUACAGUUGUCAGUUAUUAAAACUGCACAACGAAACGCAAACAGAAGAAAUGAAAUCGCGAAGUAACUUUCUUCGUUUCUUUUCCUUUAGCAGCAGCCAGUGGGCCAAGUCAGUGGGCUUCUGGGACAAACCAAUGCAGACACUGGGUCAUACGUAAGCCUAAUUACAGCCCAGGACAUACCAACUCCUUAUCAUGAAGUGUCCCCUCAUUAGAAGUAAAAGACACUUUCUUUUUUUUCUUUCUUUUUUUGCGGAAAUACUAUUCUCUACUGAAAGGCUUUGCUGUUGCCAUGGCCAAAUCAGUUUCAUUGUCAACGUUGAUCUAGUGUAAGCUACCGGUAGUGAUUGUAUUUACCUUUCAUAGAUUGUCAAUAAAGAGAAUUACUUUGCGUUAUCUUGA